Molecule: messenger RNA, 1336 nt
Organism: Daldinia caldariorum
Lineage: Eukaryota; Fungi; Ascomycota; Sordariomycetes; Xylariales; Hypoxylaceae
Product: SCO1 protein
Exons: 2
Coding region: 143-1024 (293 amino acids)
Biological process (GO): intracellular copper ion homeostasis; mitochondrial respiratory chain complex IV assembly
Cellular component (GO): mitochondrial inner membrane
Molecular function (GO): copper ion binding; copper chaperone activity
Source: RefSeq, a predicted model, not a curated record
AUCCGUUAGUAAGGUAAGGUACCUAACCUAAAAGCUCCAUACAAUAAUUUUUAAGCUUUCUACUUGAGUAGCUCAAUCGAACCAAUUCGAAGAGAUAAAUCGCAAAAAGUUUAUAGCACUUGAGGCGCCUAAACCCGUAAAUAUGUCGCGCUCUAUAGCAACUCCACAGCCGUUUCUACGGGCUCUUCUACAAACUCGCCCGCGAGCACAGCAGUGUCGCCGAUUCAUCUCGACAAACCCCUCCAUUCCCACUUCGUCCCCGCGACGGCCCACAGCAGCAUUCUCGGGUCGCCAGCAACAAUGCACAGCCAACUCCCGACCCCUCGAGCAGCGACGGUAUAAGGCGAAGACGGUAGAAGAGGCGCGCAGCAGAUAUAGGACAGGACCCUUUUCGUGGAAGGCGGGCUUGCUGUUCGUGCUCACGAGUGUGGGGCUUGUAUGGUACUUCGAGCACGAGAAGAAGCGCAUGCAGCGCAAGCGCAUAGCUGAGGCUACCAAGGGCGUCGGACGACCGAAGGUUGGAGGGGCUUUCCAGCUGAUCGACCAUGACGGGAACCCGUUUUCGAGUGAUGAUUUGAAGGGACGGUAUUCUCUGGUCUACUUCGGAUUCACGCACUGCCCGGAUAUCUGCCCUGAGGAGCUCGACAAGAUGGCGCGGAUGUUCGACCUGGUGGAGGAGAAGAUGCCGGGGGCCUUGGCGCCUGUGUUCGUGACGUGUGACCCGGAGCGCGACGACCCCAAGGUGCUCAAGUCGUACCUGGCCGAGUUCCACCCGCGGUUCGUCGGACUCACGGGCACCUACGAGCAGAUCAAGGACAUGUGCAAGGCGUACCGCGUGUACUUCAGCACGCCGCGGGACGUGAAGCCCGGCCAGGAUUACCUCGUCGACCACAGCAUCUACUUCUACCUCAUGGACCCCGAGGGAGACUUCGUUGAGGCGCUGGGACGCCAGCAUAGCCCCGAGCAGGCGGCUAAGGUUAUUCUGGAUCAUAUGAAGGAUUGGAAGGGAAAUUGGAGAAAAUAGGGGAGGAUGGAUGUGUAUAAUGCGAUAAUCCGGAUUGGCACCCUGGCACCCUUCUCAUCUAAGCUUCUAAUAUGUAUUACCCAACCUAACCAGUCGACCCUAUGGAAUACUGUAAUAUGUCGGGUCUACGCCAUCCAGAUGUGCUUGUAUAUAUUUGUAUAAUCAUGUGUUUGAUGUAUAAGCUUAGUAUAAAGAAUUCACCUCUGCAUUAUACACUUCUAAAGAAUUAGGUUACCUAAGGCAACUAUUAUCAAUGUACUACAGAGAUAACUAACAGCGAUUAAUCAGUCGAAAUUAUGGAGUUCCACAGGC